Messenger RNA from Armigeres subalbatus, 1347 nucleotides. RefSeq names its product mitochondrial import receptor subunit TOM20 homolog. Gene Ontology annotation, cellular component: mitochondrial outer membrane; mitochondrial outer membrane translocase complex. Gene Ontology annotation, biological process: intracellular protein transport; protein targeting; protein import into mitochondrial matrix. Gene Ontology annotation, molecular function: transmembrane protein transporter activity. The record is from RefSeq and is a predicted model, not a curated record. Lineage: Eukaryota; Metazoa; Arthropoda; Insecta; Diptera; Culicidae.
GAUGGUUCUUAGUUCCUGCUAGUGCCACCGUGAAGCUAAUCGUUGAGAUGGAGAUUAGUAAAACUACCAUCGGGAUUGCAGCCGGCGUGACCGGAACGCUGUUCCUGGGCUACUGCAUCCACUUCGAUCACAAGCGCCGCAAAGAUCCGGACUUCAAAAAGAAGCUGCGAGUGAGGAGGUUAGAAGUUCAUUUCGUGGAGAAAAGCAGGAAAAUUUCUUCGCUUUUCGACCUCUCUCUCGUUCGGAAUUAGCGUGCUAGUGCCACCGUGAAGCUCGGGUCCGGACUCGUUGACAUGGAGAUUAGUAAAACUACUAUCGGGAUUGCAGCCGACGUGGCCGGAACGCUGUUCCUGGGCUACUGCAUCUACUUUAAUCACAGGCGCCGUAAAGAUCCGGACUUCAAAAAGAAGCUGCGCAGGAGGAGGUCAGAAGUUCAUUUCGUGGACAAAAGCAGGAAAAUUUCUUCGCUUUUCGACCUCUCUCUCGUUCGGAAUUAACGUGCUAGUGCCACCGUGAAGCUCGGGUCCGGAAUCGUUGAGAUGGAGAUUACUAAAACUACCAUCGGGAUUGCAGCCGGCGUGGCCGGAACGCUGUUCCUGAGCUACUGCAUCUACUUCGAUCACAAGCGCCGCAAAGAUCCGGACUUCAAAAAGAAGCUGCGAGAGAGGAGGAAAGCGACGAAGGCUGUUUCGGCUGCUGGAGGGCCACGGACGACGAUGCCCAACAUGGCAGACCAUGAAGAAGUGCGAUUUUUCCUCCAGGAAAUUCAGACGGGCGAGGCCCUCAUCUCUUCCGGUGACAUCGAGAACGGUGUCGAGCAUCUGGCUAACGCAGUGAUCGUCUGCGGCCAACCGGCACAGCUUCUCCAAGUCCUCCAACAGACCUUGCCAUCCCAAGUGUUCACACUACUGAUCAAUCGUAUGCGUCAGUAAGGCGGCGGACAGGGCAGAAGCGAUAGCGAGAGGGCCAGAUUGCAAGAAAUGAACGACGAUCUGGAAUAGCUUGGAGUGUUAUAGAAUUCAUAGUAGUAGCAACAGACGUAGACUGGAGAUACCAAAUACCAACAGAGAAAUCCUAGAGUACAGCUUCGUCUGCGGUUAUCGCCCACGCAGUUUGAUGUAUCGAAUCACACAAUAAUUAUAGAAAGAAGUAAACUAAAUCCUACAUAUGUUACAAGAAGCUUCUCGAAAGAAAGACACUGUUCAGCUGUCCGUGAAUUAUUUUUUUGCACCGCGUUCAAGUUUUGGCAUGACAAGCGGAAUCACUAUCCCGUAAUCCACAUUGUUCGAACUAAAGUGUACUAGGUAUGAAUGAACAUAUAAAUAUUCAUAUAUAAGUAGAAAUCCA